AUGGCGACGAAGGACUGGAGUGCCCAACAAUAUCUUAAAUUCGAGGCGGAACGCACGCGACCCUCGCGCGACCUUCUCGCGCAGGUUCCGCUCAAAUCUCCAAAGCGAAUCGUCGACCUAGGUUGCGGACCCGGCAAUUCAACGGCUGUCUUGCUUUCUCGGUAUCCCGGGUCUCACGUUACAGGGAUAGACUCGUCCCCAGACAUGAUCCGGAAAGCAAGAUCCGCCAUUCCAAAUAUCGAGUUCACUGUACAAGACUUGACGGCUUAUUCGCCCGACGAGCCAGUUGAUUUGUUCUUCUCCAAUGCCGUUUUCCAGUGGCUGUCCCGGUCGGAUCGGAUCAGCGUGAUGAAAAAAUUGAUUCAGUCGCAGCCGUCCGGGGGGGUGUUCGCCUUUCAAGUCCCGGAUAAUCUUAUGGAACCAUCUCAUGCCGCUAUGCGGGAGACCGCCGCAGAUGGUCCGUGGGCAAAGACGCUGAGCACAGCUGCGAGGGACACAUUCCAGUCACCGCAGGAAAUCUAUGAUGAACUCCAACCUUUAUGUUCUGCCGUGAAUAUGUGGCACACGCAUUAUUACCAUUCACUCGAGGGGCACGAGGCUGUGAUGGAAUGGGUUAAGGGGACCGGGUUGCGGCCGUUCAUCGAUCCAUUGUCUCCGGCAGACCGAGAUGCCUUUUUGAAAGACUACCUGAGCCGCUUGGAGAAGCUAUACCCGAAAUCUGUCGAUGGGAGGGUUCUACUGCGCUACCCACGCCUGUUCGUGGUUGCCGUUCGAGAGUAG
This is a messenger RNA of Aspergillus ochraceoroseus IBT 24754, 780 nucleotides long. RefSeq lists its product as uncharacterized. The record is from RefSeq and is a predicted model, not a curated record. Bases 1 to 780 code for a protein of 259 amino acids. Gene Ontology annotation, molecular function: trans-aconitate 2-methyltransferase activity. The transcript has a single exon. Lineage: Eukaryota; Fungi; Ascomycota; Eurotiomycetes; Eurotiales; Aspergillaceae.